AUGCCACCAAUUCGCCUCCAAACCUCGAGAAACUCAAUCGAGCAAGAGGGUAGGAUCUUAUUAGCUAUUCAGGCUAUAAAGAACCAAGAAAUCAGCGCUGUUCGUGAAGCAGCACGUCGUUUUAAUGUGUCGGAGCCGACACUUCGCCGCCGCCUCCGCGGUGUUCAAAACUGUGCGAAUUCACGCGCCAACUCACAUAAAUUGACAGAAAUCGAAGAGGAAACGCUUCGAAAAUGGAUCCUAUCGCUUGAUGAUCGUGGAGUAGCGCCCCGGCCGACUACCGUACGAGAAACUGUGAAUAUUCUUCUUAAGGCUCGCGGAACAACCCCUAUUCAAACAGUCGGGGAAAAAUGGGUUUAUAACUUCGUGAAAAGGCAUCCUGAACUAUCAAACCGGUUCUCGAGGUGCUAUAAUUACGAAUAUGCGAAGUGCGAAGACCCAAAAAUUAUUGGUGAAUGGUUUAAUCUUGUUCAAAAAACUAUAUUUCAAUACGGUAUCGAUCCCGACGACGUUUAUAACUUUGACGAGACUGGUUUCGCGAUGGGAUUAACAGCGAUUGCGAAAGUCGUUAUAAGGGCUGAAUACUAUGGUCGGCGAUCGCUUUUAUAA
Molecule: messenger RNA, 609 nt
Organism: Penicillium angulare
Lineage: Eukaryota; Fungi; Ascomycota; Eurotiomycetes; Eurotiales; Aspergillaceae
Exons: 1
Coding region: 1-609 (202 amino acids)
Cellular component (GO): nucleus
Molecular function (GO): DNA binding
Source: RefSeq, a predicted model, not a curated record